Polyodon spathula (Mississippi paddlefish) is the source of this 2864-nucleotide messenger RNA. Its product is annotated as prolactin receptor-like. Gene Ontology annotation, biological process: cytokine-mediated signaling pathway. Gene Ontology annotation, molecular function: protein binding; cytokine receptor activity. Lineage: Eukaryota; Metazoa; Chordata; Actinopteri; Acipenseriformes; Polyodontidae. The transcript is spliced from 10 exons. The record is from RefSeq and is a predicted model, not a curated record. Gene Ontology annotation, cellular component: external side of plasma membrane. Bases 369 to 2033 code for a protein of 554 amino acids.
ACUGGAAUAGUGUGGCGCCGUGUCAUAUCUUAAAAAAAUCAGUACACGUUCAAGGCAACCGGGGAAGGUGUUACAUAAGGAGUAACAGGAACCGUGCAGGCUGGUCUGUAAAGAGCAGCGCAUUUAACUAUUUGCCGAGGACCAAGACAGGCAGUUUCAAAUCAGCUGCAUUGCGUGGACUACAGAACAUCUAUUGGGAUAGCUCUGGCGCACCCUGCCAUAUACUGUUACAGCCUUGUGAAGUUGCCCUGGUUUGUGACAGACGUGUGAGAAGCCAGCCAGGUGUUAACUUCAGACAUACUUUGAAGCAGGGAAGCUGUUGUGGUGGUCGAAUUGCUGAGCAAGAAAAGGGCUGUUGUGUGCACAUCAUGAUGCUAAAGCUGGUGAUGCUGAGUCUGGCUUGGCUUAGUGAAGGAAGAAAGAUUGAAGCCAGUUUGUUAAAAGCACAAGACGCAGCUUUGCUGCCUCCAAAACCCCAGAUUGACCGCUGCCGCUCGGCCGACAUGGAAACUUUCACCUGCUGGUGGAGCACAGCGGAUGAUGACACAGGGGAUUCCAGAAACAUCAACUACACUCUGACCUACACUGUGGGAUUUGAGCCAAAGCGAGAAUGCCCAGACUACACCACUGGGGGUAAUAACAGCUGUUACUUUGAUGCCGAUAACACGCAGGUUUGGGUGGUCUACUGCCUGAAUGUCACUGCACGGAACCAGUAUGGGUCACAGACUUCAGAUGAGCACUGCCUGGAUGUUGUAGACAUAGUUGAGCCAGACCCGCCCACUAACAUGACGUACUCGUUUACAAACAGCAGCCACGGUGGUAGUGGCCAGACUGUGCUUGUGUCCUGGCUUGCCCCCGAGACGGUGGACGUGGAGAGCUGGCUCACGCUGGUUUACGAGCUGCAGUUCCGACGGAAAUCAGAGCACCACUGGAAGGUAAAAGGUAUUCUGCGGGAGCCCAAGAUAGAAUUGCUGGACUUUCCAGAAGGGAGCUACAUUGUCAGAGUCAGAUGUAAAUCCAAGAAUUCUGGGCACUGGAGUAAAUGGAGCAAACCCAUGACAUUGAACAUUUCACUAGAGAAAUCUCCAGAUCUGAUGCUGGCAUUGAUCCUAGUAACCGGAGUCAGCAUUAUGGCUUUCUUGAUAAUUGGCUUUGGCAUUUUACCUCAAAGAAAAAGGAUUAAAGCUUUUCUCCUGCCUCCCAUUCCUAAACCAAAAAUCAAUGGGAUUGAUCCUCUUCUUUUGAAGAGGGGCAAAAUGGAUGAAAUCAAUCGACUCUUCACUUCAUUCUCCGGAUACAUCACUUCUCAGUAUGCAGAGGAAUCAUGGCUGGAGGUCAGUGUGGACAGGAGCGUUUCAUCCAAAGACAGCCUAGUGGAGGACAGUGGGAAGCCUCACAGUACACAGUGCCCCAUUGAUCUUGUCAAGAAGGUGGUAGAAACGAUGGAGGAACGAAUGUACAUUCUGGAGCUGGACAGAAACCAGCUGAGUCUAAAAGAAAGCAUGAAUCCAAAUGAGAACAUCACUUGGAGUUCUGAAAACAAAAUCAACAUGGAGAAAUCGUUUGAAGCUAUAACAGGCCCCGGGGGGGAAUACAGCGUCGCCAACAGCCCAACAAGAGCACCAGGCAGUCACGAUUUCUAUACUUGUGUGAACAGAGUGAGCUGCAGUGGGGCUGUGCAGCUUGCUCCCUGUUUACCAGACUUUGGACAUAAACCCGUCUUCUUGGAACUCAAAGAUUCAAAAGGCACCACGGGAAAACCCAAGCAUCAGAAUUCAGCCAUUUGCAGCCCAAAAAGCACAGCCAGCCAAAAUGAUCCUUUUCCACACCAGAUGAAGCUGCCUGAUGCUAAGGGUGAUUUCAGUGAGCGGGGGGAUUGUGGAAACUUAAGCUACACAACGGUGGAGGCCCUACGUCUUCAUCAGGAUGAUGCACCUGCGACUAGAGAAGAGGAGGGGAAAUGUCCUUUCGGCUUCAGCCGGAACAAGGAAUAUUUGUGUUUGGAUCAGAAUGACCCGCAGCCGCUUUACUGACGUGUCACAUCUCAGUGAAGUAAGCCAUGGUCCGAGAGUCUUUCAUAAGGAUAUCCCUUAUGAAUUGAAUUGGUUCACUGGUUGGAGGCAGGUCUUGGCCUGAGGGAGGGAGGCGGGUGUUUCUGGUGAAAAAAAUUUAAAAAAGAAAGAAAGAAAGAAAUGGCUGUUUUUAAGCCACAGCUGGUGCCCGGAUUGUGCUUUCUGGUUUCCCUCGUUCUUCAAUUUCGAGUCUAAUUUUGGAAUCCACAAACAAACCGAUCCAUUCAUGUACAUAGCUCGGUCCAAUACCAUUGUGGUUUUCUGCACACCACAGAAAGACUUUUUUUUCUUUAAAAAUUAUAUUUUGUAUGAAAGCCAUAUUAUAAAAAUAUAAAGCCAGCUAUCCUUCUGAAAGAACUUCUGAGAUUAGAAAAGAAAAACUACAGCAAAAAAAAAUACAAUUUAAAAAGAGAACUCCCAAACCAGAACACCAAUAAAUAAGUUCUUAUUGCUAAAGUAAAGGCAUUUAAAAUAACAAUAGUAUACAAGCCUUUGAAACAUGUCUUGCCUCUCAUUAGCAUAACUACACAAACAAGUCCCUAUCAUUUUGAUGUGGAAAGCUUAUAUUCACGUGAAACGCAAUCCUGUCCCAGCACUGUAAGUCACUUCUAGUGCAGAGGCGGUUAGGAUGACCCCAGAACCUCAUGCUCACCUUUCAUAACCAGCAGAUGACACUGAGGUGGGGUCCCAUAAUCUGUAACAUAAAAAAUGAAGUGAGACAUUUCUAGCACUGUCAGACCUACUCUGUUAUAAUGUAAUAAUUGGGACAUGUAUAUAUAUAUAUAUAUAUAU